Molecule: messenger RNA, 3610 nt
Organism: Aspergillus caelatus
Lineage: Eukaryota; Fungi; Ascomycota; Eurotiomycetes; Eurotiales; Aspergillaceae
Exons: 4
Coding region: 64-3435 (1123 amino acids)
Biological process (GO): phosphorelay signal transduction system; phosphorylation
Molecular function (GO): protein binding; phosphorelay sensor kinase activity
Source: RefSeq, a predicted model, not a curated record
CCACAAUGUCCGCUCCGCUUCUUAUCGUUUUCACACAUCCAUGCUGUGGCUUGGUUCGUCGAGAUGAUGUCCGCAAGAGACUCUUCCCCUCAUCUCCCACGGCGGGGGAAACGUGAGCGGCGCAGCGAGCUUAUCCGUGAGAGAGAGGUGCACCAAUACCUCCCACCCCAUGAGCCCUCGGCCGAAAAAGCAUCAUCAUCAGAUAUUCUAACAGACCUUGCUCAGCUAACCGCGCUGCAAGUGGGUGCUGAUCGUGCCGUUAUUUCGAUAUGCGAUCGCAAGAACCAGUAUGUCCUGGCUGAGACGCCCUCAGUCGCUCACAACAAGCGCGAACUGCGUCGUGACAACACCGCGCCGUGUGAUUACGCUAUGAUAGCGUUCAUCGAAGACAAUACAGAUUUGUUUAUGGUCGCGGACCUUGCGCAGGAUUCGAAAUUUGAUGCCCAUUGGUCAACACUCUCCCGGAAUCGCUUUUAUCUUGCAGUGCCAAUUCGAACUCCAGCUGGCGUUGUUAUCGGUAUUAUAGAGUUAUAUGGGAGCGCCCAGCACGAUAAAAUAGAUGAUGACCAGUCACGACUUCUCCAAGAUCGGGCGGGUACUGUGCUGGACUAUCUGGCGACAUUGCGAACAAUGCGCGAAGAGCAUCGUGGUGAGAGAAUGAUCAAGGCGUUAGGUGCCUUCAUGGAAGGAAAGUCAGAUAUCGAUGAAUGGGUGGUCUCUAGCCUGCCUGUGCGGCAACAUCUCGGCUUUGAAUCAUCUCGAUCAGUUGACCCUGCGAGUUCCAUCCAUUUUGCCAACAGUCAGAAGACGCUAGAUAUACCUCCAUCGCAUAUUCCUCAAAACGAAUUGGGCAUCCCAUUGCGUGGUCGCCCAAAUUCAUAUCGCUCCCGCUCACCCCCACGCAGAACAAGGAGAGAGUCUCUAACUUCCGAAGAGACUUAUUCGGUUCUUCACAGGGCAUCGGUUUUAAUUCGACAGGCGCUGGAUGUGGAUGGCGUUGCAUUUCUGGAUAUUAGUGCGUUCAACCAGGAGCGCCAUGGUCUCUCACCUAAAGUGUCGGGCAACUCACGGCCCCGAUCCCCGGAUAUGGCCGAGGACGAAAGCUCGGCGGGCCAUGUGUUGGGUUAUUCUACAGUUCCAGGUCACAAUCAGGAUAUAAAUAUUUCGAUGUCACUUUUGGGAGAUUUAGUCCAACGGUAUGGGAGGGGUGGUAUCUUUCAUCUUGAUGAAGACAAGUUUUCGCCUUUGAGCGACGAGUGCUCGUCGGACAUCGAUGGGUCUUGCUCUUCGUUAGAAAAUAUGGCGUCGAGUUACUAUGGUAUUGACAUGCGUCAGAUUUCUCAACCAUUUUCGGAAGCAAACAGCAUUGCAUUUUUUCCUCUUUGGGAUUUUCAACAAAAUCGCUGGUUUGCGGGCUGUUUCGCGUGGACCAAAGAUUCCGGGCGUCUCUUUGCUGAGUCCACAGAUUUAACGUAUCUUGCGGCGUUCAAUAACAGCGUCAUGGCAGAAGUUUCCCGUCUAGACCUGCGAGCCGCGGAUCGCGAAAAGGCUGAUUUUAUCUCGUCAGUGUCACAUGAGUGGCGGUCUCCCCUACAUGGCAUACUCACUAUGCUUGAUAUGCUUCAAGAGACCAAGGUGACGAAUGUCCAACGGUCCUUGAUUGACAUAACCAUGAAUUGUGGGAAAACUCUCCUUGACACUGUUAAUCAUGUCUUGGAUUAUGCCAAAAUCAAUAGCCUUCUUGGACCAACGACUCACGAUCGACCGCUGGAGAAUGCCGAAACAGCUCAAGGGUCCCAUUUUAAUGCCCCUGCUUUGAUCGAUAAGGUGAAUAUGGCUACCUUGGUCGAAGAGGUGGCCGAAGCGCUGCUCGCCAGCCAGGACUACAUGGGUCGCAAUGCGGAGGCUCUUUUCUCUGCCACAAAACAAACGGCCGACCGGCCGUUUCGCGAGUCAAAUAUCCCCAACUCCGUCCCGAGGGCAAUUUUUGCGAUCGUGGAUAUUGAAUGUCGAGAAGGCUGGGAAUGCCAUGUCUCUGCUGGUGCCUGGCGGCGGAUCGUACUGAAUCUCCUUGGCAACGCACUGAAGUUCACACCAUCUGGCUUUAUUCAGGUGAAGCUCCGACAUGACACAGUGAAGGUCGGACACAAUCACCUGCCGGCUAUUCUCCUCCAAAUAAGCGAUUCGGGACGGGGAAUCUCGCCCGACUUUACCUUUUCAAACCUUUACACGCCGUUUCAGCAGGAAGAUUCUCUCUCGCCAGGCAUUGGUGUUGGACUCAAUGUAGUCUAUCGUAUCGUAGAUUCGAUGCAUGGAUUAAUAGACCUAAAGAGCGAACCUAACCGAGGAACUGUGGUUAACGUCCUGCUGCCUAUAACCCCAGCCUCGCGACCGUCCUCACCUUCCAUUCCGUAUGGGGGCCUACGCGAGAAAUUGCAAGGGAAAACCAUAACUCUCUUUCCCAACAGCUCCAAAUAUGGAGACUUAAAGAUAGCCCCAGAUAUCUUUAAUACAAUUUUGCUGAGCAUGGAAAAGAUGAUCACCCAAUGGUUUGGAGUGCGUGUUCUUUCGCCCAGUGAACGGGAUCGCGAACAUCCGGAUAUUUUCAUCAUCACUGAGCAUGAAUACCGCUAUGGCGAGGUUGAAGAAAGUGCAGUCACUUAUUCUAGGAAGUCGAAGGCCCGGAGAAAUCCUAAAAUGUCGUUUCCCAAGAUUGUGCUCUGCACACAUGCCCAUAGUUGGUUCAAUGAACCCCGAGAUCCCUCGGAGUCGGUUGUUUUUCUUCAGCAGCCGAUUUGCCCUAAGACUCUAGCUUCUGCUUUGACGAGCUGUAUUGAGAAAAGGACUCAGCUGCGUGAAGCGGGUGACGACAGAGUGCACGAACCAACCACAGCCACCCUCGAAGAUACCUACCAGCGUCAACUGCAAAUCGCCGCAUCUACAUCGCCAGAAGACGCAGAACAAAAUCACAAGGACUCAGAUACGAGUAGUUCGUUUGUUCAUGAACGAGAACUCACAAACAACCAGGACACUGUAGCUUCUAAUCAGAACAACCCAAUUAGACAACGGAAGGUUCUCCUUGUCGAAGACAAUGACUUGAAUCUCAAGAUUCUACAAACUACUAUGAAAAAAGCCGGGUUUUCUUAUGAAAGUGCUCUAAACGGACUUGAGGCAGUACAGAAAGCGGAGAGCGAGACCUUUCAAGCAAUUAUCAUGGACCUCUCCAUGCCCGUCAUGGAUGGUGUAACCGCGUCUCGAAAGAUACGCGAGUAUGAAAAUAGUAAUUCAUUACACCCAGUGACGAUUAUCGCAUUGACUGCAGUUGAUACUCCGGCCAUGAAGAGAGAUGCAAUGAGGAGUGGUAUCGAUCUCUUUCUCACGAAGCCAGCCAAUAUGAAUCGGCUAAAAGAGAUUAUCUCUUCGCUGCCAACCUGAUUGUUUCUCGGAGGUUCGUGGCUCACAGUCUUAGACACGGAGUGAUGCGGGCUAUUAGCUGGUAACACCAUUCCUGUUGAUUGGGCCACCCUUGGGGGUCAAGGCCAGGAAUAUUAACAUGGUCCCUUUUGUGGUCUUCGGCACAAUACAUACGUGUACCGAGACUCGAUCGGUU